This is a messenger RNA of Ostrinia furnacalis (Asian corn borer), 2361 nucleotides long. Its product is annotated as WD repeat-containing protein CG11141. Gene Ontology annotation, molecular function: protein binding. The transcript is spliced from 11 exons. The coding region runs from base 167 to 2158 and encodes 663 amino acids. NCBI's taxonomy places the organism in Eukaryota, Metazoa, Arthropoda, Insecta, Lepidoptera, Crambidae. The record is from RefSeq and is a predicted model, not a curated record.
UUGACAAUGACAUUUGGUUGACAUAAAUUUGGUGCAAGUGUACAAAAAAGGAGAACUUUCAUUUUUCAAAAUUAAUAUUUAUUUGAAGAGAUAAUUUAUUCCUAAAAUAAUAACAGUUGAUUUCUAAGCGUGUUAUCAAUGUUGCAUUAAAAUACAGACAUCAACAAUGGAAGUGGCGGGUGGCGCAGAGGAAGGAUUUGUUAGAGAGUGGACACCUUGUUCCCAUAUUUUGAAUUUAAUUCCGCCUCGCAUACAGAAUGGGUUAUUUUCCAAUGAGUUAUGUUUGACUUGCGUGGACGCUGUGAGUGAAUAUAUUGCUCUCGGGACGAACGUGGGACUGGUAUAUUGGUACGAUAGAAAGAAGGGCAACAUCCAAAGGCUAAGAUGCGAGGCUUCAACCAGUCCCAUAACAUAUGUGAAGAUUGUCAGCACGGUGGACUACAUGGUGGGAGCUGGAAAUGCAGCCGGCCAAGUCACCGUGUUCCAGAUCCCUAAGGAGCACCCUGAAAACAUACCGGAUGACUUCAAGCCCAAAGUGGAACCUAAAGUAGAGAGGUAUACAAUAGGCGACCUCCAUAAGAGUAAAAUAACAGCCAUAGAAUGGUCCAAGAACGGCAUGCGGCUGUUCUCCGGAGACAAGAAUGGAGUCAUCAUCAUGACGGAGAUAGACUUUUAUAUGCACCUGUGCAAGUCGCAAGAGAUCGUGAACGAAGGCCACGAGAUCGUGCAGAUGAGCUACUGCCAGAGUGCGCUGCUCGUUUCCAGCGUGUACCGCAGCAUCGUGUGCGCGCGCGCCGACGCUCGCUGGCGCGUCAGCCAGCUCGGCAAGAAGGAGCGCAGGAGCCUGUGCGCAUUGGGUGGUGUCUGGCAGCAUUCAUACGCCCGCGGGGGCGCGGCGGGCGCGGCGGCGGCGUUCUGCGCGCGCGCCGGGCUGCGCGUGUGGCGCGCCGACGCCGCCGGCACCGUGCACCAGACGCUGCUCUUCAAGGAGGCAAUAUCAAACCCGCUAACGGUAGCCGAGCUCCUCAACCCGGCCGCCCGAAAGCACUCGCAUGCCGACCGCGAAUACAACUUCGGGCCGCUCCACGUGUUCCGGGAACACUUCCUCGUGUCCCACAACGAACACAUCCUGUAUAUUCUGGACCCGAGGUCGCUGACCGCUGUCGCCGUGGUCGACGAUCUCCGAAAGAUCUUAUCGGUGUCGGUGACGAAGGACGAGAUCUUCGUGCUGGAGGGCCCGCGAUCGCUCGUGCGGCUCGCGCACGCGCCCGAGCCCGCCGCGCUCCGCUCAGCAGAGGAGCCGAUCAACCUGAUGACGAAGUCGCUGACGUCAUCGAUCCAGCUGGCAGUGAGCACGGUGCGCGAGCUGACGGCGCUCGACGUGCCUCUCAUCGCUGGAGUGUUGGAGCCAUUCGCGCGCGACAACGAAGCGGCAGUUGCAAGUGCCGAAGAGUGCUUCGAGCUGCCGCCCAUCAAGCAUUUACCUGGGGAUAUAUCGGAGAAUGUGCUGGAGUCCAUCAUCAAUGAGUUCAAGGACGUGUCCAGCGACGCCGAAGAGAUUCGCCGCGCGAAGUCGGAGGAACUGCAGCGGAAGCUUAAACUGUACAACAGUAUCAUGGAGAAGAAGUGCGACGAGGAACUCAUACAUAGCAGCCGGAGAAGCAGGAGAAGGGACGGCGGGUCGGGCAGCAGCACGCCUCGCAUGGCGACACCGGUGCGGCGCGCCGACGCCGUCAGCUACACCAGCCCCUGCCUCAUGAACGUCAGCGUUUACGGGGAGGUGCCACAAAACGACGAUCUUCUCGAAAAGCAAAUAGAAGAGAAAGAAAAAAUGUUGGCCAAGCUGCUCAAUCUAGAAUCCCUGAGCAUUAGCACCCCGAAGACCGAUCACGAGAAGCCGGAGCCUCCUCCCCAGCCGACUUACAAAAAGUUCCAGUUGAUAGACACGCCCUAUAUUGACCCUCCUAAAGAAAAAACAGCGCCCAAACAGAUUCAGGACUCUAGGCCCAUAGACUUAGUGCCGAAAGUCGUGCAGUUGCCCAACAACUGGAACUUGGGCGACAUAGAGUUGAAGUUGGAAAAGACGAACGGGCUGAAGGGCCCGCAAGCAGCCAUGUCCCCGGAGGAGCCCAUAGAAAGCGACUGGGAGAUCAUCUGAUGCCGCGCGAGGCCGAAGUGAGGUCAUUAGGAUUCCUUUGUAUUUUAUGCAAAAUCUUAUCGACGCCGCGUCGGCUGCGAGUUGCAACUUGGUUCCUGUGAAUAGGCUAUUUGACAUUUUAAGAUAAUGAUUUAUAAAGCCCGGUCUGUGAGCACGUAGAAUUUUGUCCAAUGACCCCAAGCUACCCAUCCUUAUCGCUCGCG